Messenger RNA from Cucumis sativus (cucumber), 2101 nucleotides. RefSeq names its product protein CPR-5. NCBI's taxonomy places the organism in Eukaryota, Viridiplantae, Streptophyta, Magnoliopsida, Cucurbitales, Cucurbitaceae. The transcript is spliced from 5 exons. Gene Ontology annotation, biological process: defense response; leaf senescence; trichome morphogenesis. The record is from RefSeq and is a predicted model, not a curated record. Bases 188 to 1930 code for a protein of 580 amino acids.
AUGUAUCGUUUACCUUUGGAUGUGAUAUUUUGUGUUUUCUUAAAAUAUUUUGAAACGAAAGGUAUCUUCAAGACAAAGAGAAAAGGGAAAAUAGGGAAAGUUCAAAUCAUACGCUUCCUCUCCCCGUCGGAUUCGUAUCGACGCAGUCCAUGACUAGUUGGUAGCCCAGCAGCCUCUGCAUUCUGCCAUGGACGAACCCCCUACUUGUGCAACUACUUACAGCCCCUUUGUUGAUGAAACCACCGACGACGACCGCGAAGAUAUUGCCGCGGUUGAUUCAUCUCCGGGGAACUCAACCCGGACGCUGUACGACCCUCCCCCGUGCUCAAAUCGCAAUAGGAAGAAGAAGAAGAAGAAGAAAAGGGUUGUCAUUGAUAACGUCCAAGUACUGCCUUCUUCGUCUUCUUCGUCUUCUUCUUGUUCUUCGCCCGCCAGAUUGUUGCAGAGAGGCGUCAAUUGCAAACGCCGACGGCCCAAAGUUAUAAUUGCUCAAUCGCGGCGUAUUGAUGGAGAUUUUGAAAAUGUGGCGCUUUUAUUGGGAAUGUCGUUCGCAGCUUUUGUUGCCCAGGUGCUUGAGAGGCAGGACAUGUCUGGUGAAAGGAUGCCUGUUGAUCAUCUCUCAGUGAUAUGCACUUCAGGUAUAAGAGAAUCUCUGGUCAAUGUUUUUGGGGACAAGCUUGAUUGGUUUCUAAAGAAAUUUGAGAGUUCAUUUAGCAGCACAUUAAGAACUCUUAGAUCAAUCAGUGAAGCAUCUGCAAGAACUGGAGUGUAUUCUGGCAGCAAACGCAAGGAAGAAAAAAUCGCAGUAGAUUCGACCCUUGAUAGGAAAAGGGAUGUGACAAGUAGCUCUAGUUUGGAAAAAUGUAUCUUGGAAGAAUUUUCUAGGAGCGACACACCUGUUGAUCAAUUAAGUUUAAUUGAAGACGUAAAGGAAAGCGUUUCUGAUUCAUUUGUUCAUCAGUUAGCUUUGAGUAUACUGAGAAAUGAUGAGGUUUCUGUUUCCCCACGGGCAGUUGGUUUUUACAGAAAAGAGCUAGCAGUUGGCACUUUUGAAAGAUCUGUUGCCGAACAGGCACGUGCAAACGAUCUUAAGACAGUGGAGCUUAGCCUUGAAAUGAAGAAAAUAAAAUUGAAGGAGAGAGAGAUCGCAAUCAACUGUGACUCAAACAAUCUUGAGAGGUCAAAAUUGGCAAUGGGCAUAUCAAAAGCCUCUUUUAAGGCCAAGAAGUUCAAGAAUCAGGUAGAAGACACAAGACAUUCAGAACUGCUUAAAAAGUGCAUAGACUGUCUUGUUGCUGGUUUGCUUAUAAUGUCCGUGGCCCUCUCUUACGGAGCAUAUGUUUAUUCAUACCAUAGAAUUUCUGAAGCUACUGCAGUUUGUACACCUUCAACCCAGGGUUCAAAAUCUUGGUGGAUGCUAAAUCCUAUGGCAUCUUUGAACUCCGGGUGGCAUGUAUUAAGGUGUCAAGUUCAAGUUGUGAGUCGGAUGGCGUUUGGUGUGAUUAUGAUUCUUGCAAUUGCUUACUUGCUUCUCCAACGCUCAGCAACUUCAAACCAGGCAAUGCCAAUUACUUUCAUCGUCUUGUUGCUGGGAGGUGCUUGCGGUUUAGUUGGGAAGUUGUGCAUUGACACACUGGGAGGAAGCGGAUAUCAUUGGCUUAUGAUUUGGGAAACAUUGUGCUUAUUGCACUUAUUUGCAAACAUUUUUACGUCUGCACUGUUUUUGAUCCUACAUGGUCCGAUUGAGGUUUCUCAGGCCAAAAAUCGUCACAUGAUCUUGCCAUAUUGGUUUCGCCGUGUUGUAUUCUACACCCUUCUACUUGUGUUUAUGCCAUUGUUGUGUGGGCUAAUUCCAUUUGCAGGUAUUAGUGAAUGGAAAGACCAUUUUUGUCUUUUAGUGAGUGGAAUGAUUGCAGCAGACAGCUACUGAAGCAUUGAGUUCGAGCUGAAUUGCAUUUUGUAUUAGUAUCUAUAGGAGACCCCAAAAGAAUAUGGCUUUGGAGUUAAAGUGCUAAUUUAUUAUUAUUAUCAUUAUCAUUAUUGUUGUUAUUAAUGUAUGAAUAAUAAUGAUAACAGUACGUUGAGUCAUUAUCUUGCUUCA